Molecule: messenger RNA, 1005 nt
Organism: Rotaria sordida
Lineage: Eukaryota; Metazoa; Rotifera; Eurotatoria; Philodinida; Philodinidae
Source: the annotation of a GenBank genome assembly
AUGACAAAAACAGCACCAUCAACUUCACCUGGUCGUUCUCGUUUCUUCGAUCUUAUGCAUGAAACUGGUGAUAAGUUAUCACUAAUUAAAGGCUAUCAACAAUUGGUACAACCUUUACUUGAAGAAGCAAUCGUUCAUAUACAACAACAUAAAGCAUUCAAGAUCGAUGCUCACAUUCAAAACAAAGUGUGUUUGUCUAAAAAAGAAUGCUCAGAAGAAAUUGAUGUUAAUAAUCUUACUAUAGAUGAACGUGCAGCAAUUAAACUUUAUACAAUGGAAUCAAAGACAGAACAAGAAAGUCUUUUUUAUGUAGUGAACUCUACACUUCGUCUAGCGGAUCGUAGUGAAUUAAAACCAAUCUUGCUCUAUUUAAGACUUUUAAUUGAAGCAUUAGAAAAACUACCAUCGCUCAAUGGUCUUGUCUAUCGCGGUGUGAAUGGUAAUAUUUCUAGUAACUUUGUAAAAGGCAAAAAACUAACUUGGUGGGGUUUUAGUUCCUGUACACGAUCACUGGAGAUGUUAAGCAAAGAAGAAUUUCUCGGAAACAAUGGUCAAAGAACACUUUUCUACAUUAAAUGUAUUAACGGAAAAUUGAUUCAAAAUUAUUCGUAUUCUUCGCCGGACGAUGAAGAAGUUCUUCUACUACCUGGUACUGAGUUUCUGGUUACUGGUAAAAAACGAGCAAAUCGCGAUUUAACUAUUGUUCGUCUCAGAGAGAUUCCAGCAAGGAGUCCUACGGCAGAUGACAUCGAAACUGUUGGCGUUAGCGUUGCUGAAAUGGCACCACCGGAAGAAGUCGAUUAUCGAGACGAAGCAAAAGAAAAGAUCUGUGGACACUACUGCAAUCUAUGGGCAACAAAACAAUGUUGUAACUGUUCAGAUAGACGACUAUAUCGGGUUAAUGGCUACUAUGAGAAAUAUAUUGAUGGCAUAGGUUUCGUGCAAGAAGCUUCUAGAAAUGAGUAUUACUGUCCAACUUGUAAAUUACGCGAAGAUCUUUCGUAG